Messenger RNA from Cercopithifilaria johnstoni, 879 nucleotides. The record is from the annotation of a GenBank genome assembly. Lineage: Eukaryota; Metazoa; Nematoda; Chromadorea; Rhabditida; Onchocercidae.
AUGGAUAAUUCAUAUGAAGUUAGAAACGAUCGAUUGUUCAAGUUGCCUAAUUCACCUGAAUUGGUGCGGAAUACAAUCCGGAUCAAAUCCAAAUUAAUAAGAAAUGGAUUAGCGGAAGCUAUCGGUACAUUUAUUCUCGUGUUUAUCGGAACAAGUGUUAAUGCACAAUUCCUUCUACCAAGGGCUGCUAUUAAUACAUGGAUUCAAAUAGCUGUCGGAUGGGGUUUCGCUAUAAUGAUAGCCAUUGCAUCAGUUGCACGUAUUUCAGGUGCACAUUUGAAUCCGGCAAUAUCAAUACUAUUCUUUUCGAUGGGUGCAUUGGAUAUCGCAUCCUUAUUCGUAUAUAUCAUCUUCCAACAUAUCGGCGCAUUUUUUGGUGCCGCAGCAACUUAUAUCGUUUAUCGUGACGCAAUAAACUAUUAUGAUGGUGGAUUGAGAGCAAUCGCGGGUUCAAAUGGAACAGCUGGCAUCUUUGCGACAUAUCCUCAACCGUUUCUGUCUGCCUUAACUGGAUACUACGAUCAGGUAGCUGGAACAGGUCUGCUUGCAUUUUGCAUAUUAAUGAUUACUGAUGAACCGAAUAAGGUACCUUUCGCAGCUCAACCAGUAUUGAUUGGCAUAUCAUUACUUGUCAUUGGAUGUGGAUUUGGAUGGAAUUGCGGUUUUCCAUUGAAUCCAGCAAGAGAUCUUGGACCACGAUUGUUUACUUAUUUCGUUUACGGAACAAAAGUUUUUGCGCAUCCAUGGAAUUACUGGUUCCUAGUGCCAAUAAUAGGCCCAAUACUUGGUGCGUUAAUUGGUGGCUGGUUUUAUAUAUUGCUAAUUGGAAGUCAUAUACCGGAUGAGAAAAUAUCAGAAGAAAUAGAGACAAGAAAGUGA